AAAACAACUUUGUUUCAGGAGAACAACACAAGACAUGUCUCGUCUCGUUCUUGUCUCGUUCCUCUUUUUGGCAAUUUUUUCCUUGUUGGUUGGAGGAUUUGGUAAAUUGAAUUGUCCAAGAAAUGAGAUCUUCACCAAAUGCGAUGCACUGUGCCAACCUUCUUGCGCAAAACCUGAUAGUAAAUCUCCUUGUAUCUAUAUAUGUGCGUCAGGAUGUAUAUGUAAAUCCGGUUAUUUGAGGAAUAAAAAUAGGAUAUGCGUUCCGCGAUCUGAAUGUUUCUCAGGAUGACUUUAAUAAUUAUUUCAUGAUGAUUGUCUAAUAAUUAUUGUAUUGUAUUUUAUCGUUCAUAAAAAUUGUUAUGUUAUUAUUUUAUCAGAAAUAAAUGUAUAUAU
Molecule: messenger RNA, 393 nt
Organism: Apis laboriosa (Himalayan honeybee)
Lineage: Eukaryota; Metazoa; Arthropoda; Insecta; Hymenoptera; Apidae
Product: venom serine protease inhibitor-like
Exons: 3
Coding region: 35-289 (84 amino acids)
Source: RefSeq, a predicted model, not a curated record